Pristis pectinata (smalltooth sawfish) is the source of this 1947-nucleotide messenger RNA. It is a transcript of the gene coq6, whose product is annotated as coenzyme Q6 monooxygenase. Gene Ontology annotation, cellular component: mitochondrion. Gene Ontology annotation, molecular function: oxidoreductase activity, acting on paired donors, with incorporation or reduction of molecular oxygen, NAD(P)H as one donor, and incorporation of one atom of oxygen; 2-octaprenyl-6-methoxyphenol hydroxylase activity; FAD binding. The record is from RefSeq and is a predicted model, not a curated record. Lineage: Eukaryota; Metazoa; Chordata; Chondrichthyes; Rhinopristiformes; Pristidae. Gene Ontology annotation, biological process: ubiquinone biosynthetic process.
AAGGUGACGCCUCCAUGGCCGGUUAGCGGCGAUGUUGGUGAGGCGGGGAGCGGGGUUUCUGUGCGGCCUCCGUGCUCGGGGCUGGGCCCAGCUGCUGGGGAGCCGAGGCUGUAGGGAAUGCUCGUCCGCCAGCGGGCAGCAGGAGUCCGGGCCUCCAGAUCUGUACGAUGUGGUGAUCUCCGGCGGCGGGAUGGUCGGCACGGCCAUGGCCUGCGCUCUGGGUGGGUCUGGGCCUGGGCUCUGGGGUAGGAGGAUCCUUCUACUGGAGGCUGGGAAUAAAAAACAGAGAAAGUUGCCAGAACUACACAGUAACCGAGUGAGUGCCCUUACUCCAGGCUCUGCGGCUUUCUUAGACCGUUUUGGAGCUUGGGAUCAUAUUUGCAACAUGAGAUACAAGCCAUUCAAGAGGAUGCAGGUUUGGGACGAGUGCUCGGAUGCAAUGAUCACCUUUGAUAAAGCUGACCUGGUGGAGGACAUGGGCUUUAUUGUUGAGAACGAUGUGAUAUUGACAGCUUUAUCAAAGCAGCUGGCAGCUACUGCAGAUCAUGACCGGGUUCAAUUCUAUAAGAGCAGAGCGGUGAAGUACACCUGGCCUGAACCCUACCAGUUGCCUAACAGCAAACCAUGGGUGCAGAUUGAAUUGGCUGAUGGGAGUAAAAUGGAGACCAAGUUACUGAUUGGGGCAGAUGGCCCAAACCGAUGGUACGGCAGUCUGCCAGCAUUCAAAACUGUGCAGUGGAAGUAUGAACAGUCUGCUGUGGUUGCAACCCUCCACCUUGCUGAGCCCACCGACAACAAUGUGGCUUGGCAGCGGUUCCUGGUGACUGGACCAAUCGCGAUGCUCCCGCUCUCCGAUAACCUCAGCUCCUUGGUGUGGUCGACCUCCCACCAGCACGCAUCCGACUUGCUCAGCGUGAACGAAGAAACGUUUGUGGAUGCCAUCAAUUCGGCUUUUUGGACUAACGAGAAUCACUCUGAAUUCGUCGCUACUGCCAGCUCCAUGUUCAAGACGGCAUUUACGUUCCUGAAUGCCACGGGCACGUCGGCACGCCAACUGCCACCAAGUGUGGCUCGCAUCGACCCAAAGAGCACUAUGUUCCCACUUGGGCUGGGCCAUGCCACCGAGUAUGUUGGAUCGCGAGUUGCCCUCAUCGGUGAUGCUGCCCACAGUCACCCAUUGGCAGGCCAGGGAGUCAACCUGGGCUUUGGGGACGUGGCCUGUCUCUCUCAGCACCUCAGUGAGGCAGCCUUCAAUGGCAAAGACCUAGCAUCACUGGUCUGGUCCCCGUCAGCCAUGUUAACCAAGGAGCUGGCUCAGGCCUUUAUAUUCCUGCAGCAUUGCCUUGGCAGAGGCAACAAUCUCCCCAUCAUGGCUGCAAUAGACAUGCUGAAGAGGCUGUAUUCAACCAAAAGUACGCCCGUGGUCUUACUGAGGAGUCUUGGCCUGCAAGCAACAAAUGCCCUUGCACCCAUUAAGGAGCAGAUCAUGGCGUUUGUCAGUAAAUGAAUCGUAUUCUGCAACUGCUCCAGGCCUCGUGUCUCCAGAGGAUGCUGAGAGUGCUGGCAGCUAGAAGCUUUAAGUUCCUGCUGUUUGACCUGUAGCAUUGAAUUAUAAUCUUUUGUAAUUUAUUGAUAUUGAAUACGUGGUAAAUAUAAAAACUGGCUUGUACAGCCUCAAUUUCUUACCCUCCAUUCAGGUGUGGUCUUUUUGUGGCAUAUUGGUGACACUGGUCAAGGUCAGCAUUUAUUGCUCAUUUCUGAUUAAGAUUACAGAGCUGGGCAGUGCAUAUAGUAAGGUGCUCCCAUGGUGGUAAUAGAACACGGAACAGGAUCAAGCCAUGUGGCCCACCCUUGCUGUGCUGACCACAAUGCAAUCUAACUAAUCCCAUCUCCCUGCACUUGGUCUCUAUCCCUCCAUGCCUGUUCAUGUCUGUCUAAAUGCCUCUU